AUGGCAAAAAGAAAUUUCUCAGAAAUUAAAAGCUCAACUUCCCCAAGAAGAUCCAUAAGAAUAGCGGAAAGAGCUGCGCUACCACAGCCAUCAUCACUCUCAACUACCACCCCAUCACCAAAGAAGCGAGGUCGUCCUCCAAAAAGGGGUCGUGGACGACCUAGAAAAGAUUCAAGUCGGGAAAAGCCCAGAAGGAACCUAAAUAAUCAACAAAUACAAAAUAUAACAAAAAGGGGUCGCGGACGACCAAGAAAACAUCAACAACAGCAAGAACAACAACAAUUCCAACAACAACUCCAACAACUACAACAACAAAAUUAUCAACAGCAACAACUCCUACAACAACAACAACAACAACUUCAACAAUUUCAACAAUUCCAACAACAACAACAACAACAACAACAACAACAACAAAUCCAACAACAACAACAACAACAACAAAUUCAACAACUACAACUUCAACUACAACAGCAACAACAAGAAAAUCAAAGAUUUCGAAGUCACUUCGACCAACUCCAACUUGAUCACAUCAGGUUGAGAUUGGAAUUAGAAACAAGUUCACAGGAACAAUAA
Messenger RNA from Diversispora eburnea, 573 nucleotides. NCBI's taxonomy places the organism in Eukaryota, Fungi, Glomeromycota, Glomeromycetes, Diversisporales, Diversisporaceae. The record is from the annotation of a GenBank genome assembly.